UAAGUGACAAUUAAGAUGGAGCCCCACGAUGGCUGCCUGGAACGGCCGUCUGACACUGAGGAAGUGAGAGUGUUCAACGAGGAGCUGCAGGAAAUACUACUUGAACAACUUGAGCGCAGUUUACUGGAAUUCUACACACUCGAGACCCAUGUUGACGGGAUGGACGAGUCAGCCAGCGAGGACCCAGAUAAAAUGACACUGGAGGAAGAGGACCACUGUGAGAGCACGUCUCAGCCAGCAGAGUCGUUGUACACGGGGAAACCCAUCAUCCACCCCUGUGUGGACCCCCCCCUGUGUGAGGCCUGUCAGCGGCAGGAGCUGACGUUCUUCGACCCCGGCUGUCCAGGCUGUAACAACAUAUUGCUCAAUCCUAACACAAAUGCAUCAGAGAUAUUCGCCGUCCUGCGCCAGUGGACACCACAGACACAGCAAAACUUGGAUCUUUUGAUUAACGAGAUUUUAAAACGAGGUGCAAACAUUAAUGACCGAGAUGGGCUCACCGAUAUGACUCUGCUACAUUAUGCCAGCAAAGCAGGGGCUGCUGGGAUAGGCGAUUCGGAACUUGCCGCGUCAGUUGCCAGCUCCCUGAUCUCGCAAGGUGCUGAUGUUAAUAUCCGAUGUCGCUGGACUCACAUGACAGCCUUACACUACGCAGCUUACUUUGACGUCGUUCCUGUCAUUAAAGUGUUACUCAAAGCAACAAAGGCUUUAGACAUUGAUUCAACGUGUUCCGAGUUUGACAACGGGACGGCUCUUCACAUAGCCGCAUCCAACCUUGCUCACGAGGCUGUAAAAGUCCUCCUACAAAAUGGUGCUCACCCCAGCCUCAAAGACAACCUCGAUCGCGUACCAGCAGAUUGUGUUCCUGAUCCAAACAGCCUGGAACCGGGAAGUGACAUGCAGAAACAAGUAUCAAAAAUAAAGAAAACGCUGCAAGAUGCGAUACCACCGAGUCCUAAACAACCACCUCCCAACUACGACUUAGUCCAGAGCAAAGUCACAUUGCAAGCUCUUGGGCUGAACAUCGGGGAUAAAAUUGUGGUGGGAGGGUUGAAGACAGGCACCCUACAGUACUGUGGACCGACAGAGUUUGCUGGCGGAGUCUGGGCCGGUAUCGAGUUGGAUGAACCUGUAGGAAAGAAUGACGGAAGCAUUGGCGGAAUAUCGUACUUCAAAUGUCCUCCGAACUACGGUAUUUUUGCUCCUAUUAGCAAGAUUGCUAAACUUGGAAUGAUUACCACUAGGAUAUCUCCAGCUUCCCCCGUCCGAUCUCCCGUUAAAACCAUAGAUGUGUCCCAUGUGACUGCGAAAGUAGAUACAGCCAAUUCAGAGGAGGAAGGUCUGAGUAAAUCCAGAGCAUCUUCAAUAACCGAUCUGGGAGAAAUUAUAGUUGGUGAUCGGAUUAUCGUGGCUGGUCAGAGAAAAGGAACUGUUCGCUACAUUGGAAGUACAGACUUUGCUCCAGGCACUUGGUAUGGUGUUGAGCUGGACAAACCGGCCGGGAAGAACAAUGGGUCAGUGAACGGGGUUCGCUACUUCUCCUGUAAGAUGAAACAUGGAGUGUUCGCGCCUCUGUCAAGAAUCCAGAAACAGUUUCACGUAUUCAAUAGGCUAGGAGAUCGGCGAUUCAGCUCAAGUGAAUCUCUCGACACCAUCAGUUGGGGCGCUGUGUCUGAGAGACUGGACAGGAAAAUGUCAGGUCCAUCAGUAUCAAGUUUUGUUAGUAGACCAUCCAAGUCGCCUCUUCGAAUGACGAAGUCGGCUGGGAGUUCCAACAUACAGAGAACCCCCGGAUCGAGUCCCGGCCUCAAGCUUCAAAAAGGCAGCAGCUGUCUGUGUAACGGGGAACUCGGAACAGUGAGAUAUGUAGGCCCAACUGAUUUUGGGGACGGGAUAUGGAUUGGAGUGGAGCUGAAGACUCCAAAAGGGAAGAACGACGGCAGCGUCCAGGGGAAGCGAUACUUUGUCUGUAAACCGGGUCACGGACUGCUCGUGCGGCCGAGCAAAGUGUACGUUCGUGGAAUCAAUGGUGCUAAACUGAUCCCAGAUGAACUACAGAUCACACCAGACAAGGUGAUGAAUGGGGAUGCAAGACAGAAUGGAGACACGAGACAGAACGGAGACACGAGACAGAAUGGAGACUUUCACUACGGAAGAACUUAGUUUACCAUAGUAACAUUAACUAACCAAUGACUGACUUGUUGUCAAGUCUCUCGCAGCGACUAUGACACAACAUGGCUGGUGAUGUUACAGGAGUAACUGCUUCAUAUUCCUUUUGGUGCUUUUGUUCUAACCUUUGAGUAGGUCUCAAGUUGAACCGAAGAUUUGACGCAAUGUAACAUGACAGUUUUAGCAAUUGGUAACAUAUCAACUUCCCCAGGUACCAAAAUUUGAUUUGGUUAGACACUGAUAAAGUUAUAAGUCAUUCACAGAUAGUUACUUUGUUGAAUUGGCAGACUGCACAACAGUGCCUGUUAAUAAUUAUUUCAGAAGCGUGCAUAUGGUUUUGUUGCCAACAUAAAAGAUAUGGUACCCGAAGAAAAACCCUGUCCUAAAAACAUGAAACUGUUAAGCGAAUUCUUACCGACAAAAUAACACUUUUGUCACAUGUCUCUUGUAGAGUUGGAACAAUGACCUGAGACUUGCUACAGUUGGUGGUGUCCAGCUUUUUUUGUGCUGUUGCUUUAGCUUGAAUAGCAGCCAUCUUGUACUCAAUAAGUUUGGGGAUCACAUGUUUGUUUUUUUAGCCAAUUUCAUCAUAUUCAAACAUAUUUACAUAUUGUUCCCCAAAAAUGUUUUAAGGUGGACAUGCAGCUGCUUAAAAAAAAAAAUCUUUCUGACUUAAGUCACCUGUUGAGACAUUUAAAAGCCAGAGAAGAUCACCAAAAUUGAUUUGAUAAAACGAUCUGACAACCUAAUCUGACAACCUGAUCUACUAACAUGAUCUUAAGUGUAUUAAAUGUUAUCUAACAUGGCUGAAUUACAAUUGGAAAAUAAUUUUUAAAUGUCUGUCUUCUUGUAGAUAGCUUUCAGUCAUAUUAUAACAGCACUGUCAGGACAGCAUUUUAAAAUUAGUAAAAUUAAGUCUUAAUUAAAAAUAUAUGUAACAUAAAUUACCAUUAAUUACGUCAACAAAACGGUAGUUUUUAGCAUUUUAUGAAAAAUACUUUUAAAAUUGCAGAAACAAAAUUUUCUUAAUUCAGCAAUGAUUUGUAACUCGACUAUGUACACAGUAAUUGUAAAAUUAAACACUGCAACUUCUCAUUGACUUUUGUGUGCAAAAAAGCUAAAUAGUUUACAGUAAUUGAUUGUUUUAUGUCAAGACAAUCAUUCAGCUUUACUGAAUUAGAUAUUAGUUUCAUUACACUUGAACUACAAUAUUUACUACAUUUACUAGUCAACUGUAAUCACGACUUCUGAUGUUACUGUUCAAACCAACAAUGAUAGCAAUCUUAGUUUUAAAAAACCCAUUGUUAGGAUUUAUGAAUAUUAGCUAAAUGUUAGAAUUAUAGGUAUCUUAGCACAAUUGUCUUGGACUCGCCAAAGUGGUUACAAAUCUAAGAAUCUGUGCAAACUUUAUAGCAAUCUAGGAAUAUGUGCAUAAUUGUAUGAGAUCUUAGAAUAUUUGGAUAACUAACUGCAAUAUUGGAAUGUUAGUAAAAGUACUGAACACAUAGCAUCCUUAUGCUGGCAUUCCAGAAAUCUUGUAACAUUCAAUUCGUUGGUCGUGAAUGGGGGAAUGCAAUGUGAGUGAUGAUAACAUUCCAAGUGCUGGAAUAGCAUGACUGGAAAACAGAGAGGUGAAAGAGAGUAGAGUAUAUUUUUUUAGCUUUAGAGAGAGCUGUUGAAUUAAUGUGUAGUAAUUCAUGUGCCUUGUCAUAUUCAGUGACUUGUGUCAGGUUUUUGAUGAAGUUCCGUGAUAGAGUGCUCACCUGAAGUUGGAUAGAUGGUAGAAUUGAUUGCCCUUUAUGGACUCUCCCAGUUUUCUUCCAGUCCCAACUAGUGCCCCACUACUGGUAUAUCAAGAUCUGUGGUAUGUACUGUUCUGAGAAACUGCAUAUAAAAGUGCCUUGCUGCGUUUUGGAAUGAGUAGCCUGUGUGACUCUAUCAGAUUUCCUCAUUCUAGGCCACUGCCACAAUUACCAGACUUUACUACAAGCCUGUGAGCUUUAAAAAUUGGCAUUUGUGGGUUAUAUAAAACCAAAUUGAGGUAACCCAUUUUGUUUUUGCGUAACUCAUCAUGACCAUAUAAAUUAUAUAAAUUUAAUUGUGCUAAUGAAAAAUGGGUUAUGCUAAACUAAACACGUGCAAGUGAAGCACAAACAAAAUUAUUGUUCUCACAAUUUUCACAGAUUUACUAUAGACACCGAAUAGCCUUUAUUUAAAAUGUUCUGAGGUGUCGUCAAACAAAUAUUCGUUUCUAUGCAUGUAGCUUAUGUAUUUGUUUUAAACAACGGCGCAUGUUCCACUUUAAACAUGUCUGGAAUUAUGCUUAGUACUUUUAAAGUGUAUUUCAUUGUUUAUUACCAUGGAAACAGCUCUGCCAUCAUAUUGUUGUUGUUUUUUUUGUAACUUUUGUAAACAUUAUAGGAUGGAAUAGGAGACCGAAUGGUGAUGGAAUAACCAGACCUGGUGUGCUGCAUGCUAUUUGUGGAUGUAUUUGUAUGGAUUUUAAACUAGAUUUGUCGUAGUUACAAAGCUUGUUAGAUAGCUGUGUUGAAUACUUUAGUUUAUUUCUGCUUAUGUCAAAAUCAAUGUUUCCAAUUUACAUUUAAACAAAAAUGUAUUUGUUUUCUAAAAUUUGCAAAACAUUUCUGUAUUUACAAUUAUAUAGUUAUAAUUUGUUUUAAAUGCUUCAUUAAUAGCAUAGAUUAAUACUUGUAAUAAAAAUUAGCUAUCUUUCUCUAUGUAAAGCAAUUUAUUGUGGUGAAAUAAUAUUGUUUGCUUUAUUUAUUUUAAGUUAUUGCAUACUUGUGUUUGUUUAUCAUGUUGAAGAUCUCACGACUGUUUUUGUGGUUUUUAAUUAGUAUUCAUCAAGGAUUUAAGGUUUUCAUUACUGUGGAGUUGAAAAUGCCUAGAUAAUAAUAAUGGAAGGUAAUUAAACAUUGAGGUGGGGGAGCAAAGCUUAUAGUAUAGUUUAAUACUAAAAGGGUUCUUCAGUUUAAGAUGUAAAGAGAUUUAAACUUCAGUGAGAUUACUAUUAUUGCAGAUGGAAAGUGAUGGUUUUGAGAGAAGAUUGGUCCUCGUACAAGUUUUAUAAAAUUUUGAAGGCUUUACUAUAGUCUCGACCAAACAAAUGACAUAUCAUGAAAGUCGGAAGACUUUACUUGACUUUAAACUUAAUAAGCUUAUUUAUCACUCGUUUAAACGCUUUUCCAUUCUGUGAACUAUUACCAUUUUCAUUUAUUUAUUUAACCAUUGCAUGGUAAUACAUUUAACACUUUAAAUUGUAACAUAUUCAUGACCUUAAAAUUUAGGGAAAGCCUAUUUUGUAACACACAAAUUUAGCUGGGUCGAACAACAAAAUAUGAAAGCAUUUAGGUAAAUAAGGGGGCACCGUGACUAAUAAGGCAGAUGAGGACAUUAAAAAACCAUAAAAAUAUACCCACCUUUUCUGUACGAUCCAUGCUUUUAGAAAACUACAACCCCCCUCCCCAAAAAACAAAAAACCCUAACAACCAACAUUGCAUCAUGUCAUCAAUUCUGGAACUUUGGUUUAACCAGAUUGAUUUUAUUUUUUGUGUGCUAAAUUAUUAGUACCGGUAGUAUAUUAAUUUAUGACUAAAAAACUCUAUAUGACAUUUGUUCGACCACCAUAUUACUUGAAAAUGGCAUUUGUUUCUUAAAAAUAUACUUACAACUAUCAUUGUAUGGUGAUGGCUUAAUGGAGCAAAACAAAUUAAGAGUGGACCAAAUUUCCAAAGCCUAUUUUUGUCUUCUACGCAUGUAAUUACAUAUUUUUAUAAUGCUUCAACACCUGUAUUUAAAAAAAGGGCUUUGUAAAUUUGGGCCAUAGUGUUGUAUGACCUUGUUAAAUUUGUGAUAUUUUAUGCUUCCUAACAUUUUCCAAUUUAUAGUGUUACACUAUAUCUUAUCUGUAGCUAUCAUGUAGCAACAAACAGAAAAAUUCAAUUCUUUUAUUUAGGAUAUAUUUGUUUUAUGAUACUAAUGUUUCAUCUCCCUAUCCUGCAUCCCACUCGGAUGUAGAAAAUAGUCAGUUUUUUUACUCAAGCUACGAUGUUGGAAUGAUACUAAUUGCUUGUGUGAUUAUGAUUUCAAACUCAGCAGUUGUUUGUGUAUUGUUUAUGUGUGUGAUGUGUAUUAUUAUUUCUGUUUGCAUCGUCUACUUCAUAUUGUGAUCGUCUUAGCAUGUCUUUGUUGUAAAACAACAGUACCUGUACAAUAGUAGCUUUUGUAUCCUACAUUAUUUUUAACCAAGUGUUAGUGGUGUAUUACCCGUUUUCUUUUCUACCUUGUAAACCUGCCAAUUCAUUUUCAUCGACUGUUAAUACUAAAGAUUACUUUAAUAUAUUUAUUUCAUCAUUAAUAUUAUGGUAGUCAAAAAUUUUAAAAUAUAUUUCAAGAAGUAAAAUGUUUUAUCAUAAUUUAAUUCCAGGUUUUAACACAAUUGGAAGGGAAAUUAUUUUAUUUUGUUUUAUUUUAAUUGUAACAAAUGUGAAAGAUUAUAAAUCCAUUUGGAGUUAUAUGCAGGGGACAUUAUUUCAAAAUGUUAGGUAACUGGAAUCUUGUUCAUGUGAUUUUCACACUGGUAACAGAUUGUUUAUAUAUAUGAAUUUUAUGAGGAUCUUGAAGUUUGUAACGCAAUUUUAGAAUGUAAAGGUUUACCAUGUACUGUUCCCUGUAUAUACAAAUUAAAAUCCCUCAUGACAACACUUUUCAAAAUCUUUUUACAAUUAAUAGACAAGAGAUAAAUUUAUCGAGUUAUAAAAAUACUUAUUGAUAUUUUGAAAUCUUAUGCACUUGUUAUUUAUGCCACACAGUAUUAACAUGACCUAAUUGUGCUUUGAAUUGUGUCAUCACCGGAAUGGCAGGAAGUGGAUCAUUUUAUUUGUUUCUUGUCUGUGUUAUUGAUGAGAACAGAGACAAACAAUGUCCAACUGUUUGGAUAAUUACUAGUUAAUAAACUGUAGGCAGUUAUUUUGUUUUACAAAAUUAUUACUUAAUAACUUGAAAUAUAUUCUAAAAAGAAGGGCCCAUAUUUUCUUAUUUUCUUAGUGCUACAAUAUCGUCAUAGUGACAUCAUAGCCUUCCAUGGUUUUACGAUAUCGUAGUGCUAAGAUAGCAUUGAAAAUCUGUAUCCAGGUUUGUAGUACAAGAUGUAGUAUGACUGCUUCCUGGUAACUAACAGUACUUAUUUGUUAAAUGUAAUUCCAAAACGUUCAGGCUCCAAUUUCACAAAACAUUGUAAGCCUAGUUUUGUACGUAAAUGGAAAUCUACAACUAAACCACAAUUCUUAUUAUAAUACAACAAAUUUAGU
Molecule: messenger RNA, 7499 nt
Organism: Gigantopelta aegis
Lineage: Eukaryota; Metazoa; Mollusca; Gastropoda; Neomphalida; Peltospiridae
Product: CAP-Gly domain-containing linker protein 4-like
Exons: 15
Coding region: 16-2163 (715 amino acids)
Molecular function (GO): protein binding
Source: RefSeq, a predicted model, not a curated record